AUGAACGGCUUCGAACUAUCCGUGAACUUAACACGACGAGAGCUGUGUCUCACCCCGCAAGAGUUUGGGGAUCACGAGGUGGACUUGGCUGCUUUUACAGGAAUCCUUCACUUGGAUAUACCGGAGAGCCAAAACUGGACAACCGAGGAAGUGAAAGCGCGGUAUACAAUUUAUAAGUCUGCUCAAACCGAUCAACUGGCGCUUGCAGACUCGACUAGCGUGGUAGCAAGUCUCACUCAAUGCUUAGAGCGUUUGGAACAUGUCUCUACUAUCGGGAUGCGAGACUAUCCUCCUAUGGAUCCAUCCAAAAAGACGAGUCCAUUUAUCUGCCUCGGCAUGCAGACAUUGCGGAAACAACUCCUUGUCAACCCAUGCGCACGGCUCCGGGGAAGAGCUAUAUGCCCUUCAACUGGUCGACCCUUAGAGAACAACUACAUGGUUCCACCGGACUGCUUUACUCUGUCCGGGCCUCUGCAUCAAAGCCUACAGGCCUGUCUUCAGGAUCUGCAAGACUUGGACAACUGUCUUGGGCCAGCAGACCCGGAUGAUAACACAGAUUUUCUCUCCCAUCUCGCCACCCGGGCUGCCCCGAACCUCUUCGUCCUCCGGCUGUCCAUGUGGGACCAACUCCACGAUUUGAGCUCAGUUCCCUUCACCCACCUGGCUCAGAAAAUUCACUUCACCCGCCUCUCAGAGCUUCAUUUGCACCAUGUCGAGCUCACCCAGCCCAGAUUUCAGCUCUUCUUACACACCGCCGCUCCCACCUUGCAGGUCUUAACCCUGGUAGCAGUCAGUUUGAAUGACCCCAUUCCGGUGUUAAGGAGAUGUAGCCUAGAACAUCACGCCGCUAUCUUCACUGUUUGGCGCAGAUUCUUGGAUACAUUGUGA
Aspergillus ibericus CBS 121593 is the source of this 888-nucleotide messenger RNA. RefSeq lists its product as uncharacterized. The transcript is spliced from 2 exons. Lineage: Eukaryota; Fungi; Ascomycota; Eurotiomycetes; Eurotiales; Aspergillaceae. The record is from RefSeq and is a predicted model, not a curated record. Bases 1 to 888 code for a protein of 295 amino acids.